Meira miltonrushii is the source of this 2106-nucleotide messenger RNA. Its product is annotated as AAA-domain-containing protein. The record is from RefSeq and is a predicted model, not a curated record. Gene Ontology annotation, biological process: ribosome biogenesis. The transcript has 4 exons. Bases 1 to 2106 code for a protein of 701 amino acids. Lineage: Eukaryota; Fungi; Basidiomycota; Exobasidiomycetes; Exobasidiales; Brachybasidiaceae. Gene Ontology annotation, cellular component: nucleus. Gene Ontology annotation, molecular function: RNA binding; ATP binding; preribosome binding.
AUGCCAUCUAGCAAUGCAGUCGAUCCAUCUAGCACGGCUUCACCGGCAGGAUCAAAGAGACGAAAAGGUGGAUCAGGCCUUCGAGAAGGAUUUGGAGGAGGGAGUACAUCAAAGAGCAGCAGUAAUGCUACAAUGCCAACAGCUCGACUGAAAGACUUGGGAGGAGUGACAAAUGCUCUUGAUAAGAUUCUAGAGCUGAUCGCAAUGCCUCUUUGUCAUCCUGAAAUUUAUUCACACACAGGCGUUAAACCGCCAAGGGGUGUGCUUUUACAUGGACCACCGGGUUGUGGAAAGACGAUGCUUGCAGGUGCAUUAGCAGGAGAAUUGAACGUUCCUUUGCUUAGCAUCUCUUCUCCAUCUAUCGUUUCGGGUACAUCAGGAGAAUCAGAGCAAACGUUACGCAAGCUAUUCGAUGAAGCAAUCACUCUUGCUCCUUGUAUUCUAUUUUUGGAUGAGAUUGAUGCAAUCACACCCAAACGUGAGACAGCAAGUAGAGAGAUGGAAAGAAGAAUUGUGGCUCAACUGCUCACCUUGCUUGAUGAUCUAACUUGGGAUAAGACAGAUGGAAAGCCAGUCAUGGUGAUAGGAGCAACGAACAGACCAGAUUCACUGGACCCUGCAUUGAGAAGAGCAGGUAGAUUCGAUCACGAAAUUGCAUUGGGUGUUCCGGAUGAAGCAGGUAGGGAGGAGAUUUUGAGAAUCCUAUGCAACGGUCUUCGACUAUCGGGAGACUUUGAUUUACGCUCACUUGCCAAGCAGACACCGGGAUAUGUAGGCGCCGAUCUGGUAGCAUUGACAGCAGCUGCAGGAAUACGGGCAGUAAAGAGAAUCUUCAGCGAGUUGGCAGAGCUGGUCACACAACCUGCUGAGGACGGAACAUCUGACCCAAUUGAGCAAGCAAACGCUCCAAGCACGCCUGUGGCCAACGAGGAUCAAGUGGUGAGUGCAUCCUCACAUGCUUUACCCUCUGCAUCUUUGUUCGAGGCACUUCCGCCAUCUUUACGAACAUCGGCGAUUGCGACAUUCUUGAGAUAUCACCCAACACCUCUUACCGCUAAUCAAUUGGAACGCCUGCAAAUCUCACCUCAAGAUUUCUUGGACGCACUUCCAUCGAUACAGCCGUCAUCUAAACGUGAAGGAUUCGCGACUGUACCUGAAGUGACAUGGUCAGACAUUGGUGCUUUGGAGGCAACUCGAGAAGAAUUAGAAAUGACAAUCGUUGAGCCGAUCAAACAUCCUGAGUUAUUCAAAGCGAUUGGCGUUUCAAAUAGCGGAGGAGUUUUAUUAUGGGGACCUCCAGGUUGUGGAAAAACACUUUUAGCAAAAGCAGUCGCAAACGAAAGUGGUGCAAACUUUAUCAGCGUUAAAGGACCGGAAUUGUUAAACAAAUACGUUGGUGAAAGUGAACGUGCAGUUCGACAAGUCUUUGCUCGUGCUCGAACUUCUUCACCUUGCGUGAUUUUCUUUGAUGAAUUGGACGCUUUGGUUCCUCGUCGUGAUGAUAGUCUUUCGGAAUCAUCUUCUCGUGUCGUCAAUACGCUUUUGACAGAAUUGGAUGGUUUGGAAGCUCGUGUUCAAACGUAUGUUAUAGGUGCAACAAAUCGACCGGACAUGAUCGAUCCUGCAAUGUGCAGACCAGGCAGAUUGGACAAGCUAUUGUAUGUUGAUCUGCCAAACACUUUGGAACGCAUAAAGAUUCUAAUGACAUUAACACAAAAGACGCCGUUGCAAAGACAAGAAGGACAAUUUGCCGAAUCAAUGCAGUCAUUCGGUGCAGAAGUACAAGCAGAUCGUUGUGAUGGUUUCAGUGGUGCUGAUUUAGCCGCUUUGGUUCGAGAAGCAAGUGUUUUGGCCUUACGUGAAAAAUUGAAAGUUCGAAAAGAAUUGAUCGCAAAUAUCAGAAAUGCUAAUUUACAAGUGCUGGUGGGCAUUCCACAUUUCCAUGCUGCUUUGGACAAAACUCAACCCAGUGUAGGAGUUGCACAAAGGCGAAAGUAUGAAUCAUUGCGAAGUAGAUUGAGUGGACUGCCGGGUGCUUCGAAUGCAACACGAUCAGGCACAAGACCGGGACCCGAAAGAGGUGAUGAUGGGGAUUUAGCAACUUAG